AUGGCGCACCGCAGCCUCUUCCUGCGCAUCCUUUACCGGUCCAUCUACUUGGUCCUCUACUUCAUCCUCUGCGGCCUGCUGCUCAUCACCCCGGGCGACGCCAUCCAGCGGUCCGUCGUCAAUGCGCAGUGGUACAACAUCUGGAUCAUCGCGUCGGCGUACGUCAUCACCGUCGUCAUUGUCAGCUUCGUCUACAUUGUGCGUCUGUACGUCAACCGGACGGUGCUGGCGUCGAUUCCCAAGUCGUGGGUGCCCAUCGAAAAGGGCGACGUCAAGAAGGGCGUUUACAAUAUUGUGGUGGCUGGGCUGAGCAGGAGCGCGGCCAUUGCGUAUGCGGCGAGGCCGAGGGUUGAGACGCACGAUGAGAUGAUGCGGGACGAAAUGUUGGAGGACGACGAAGAUGAGGCGCGCAGCAGGGAAAAACUGAUUGCGUGGAAUGAAGAGGCCUUGGAUAGGGAUACGCCGGUCCCAAUGCCGCCGCAUCGCCCUGUAUGGGGUACCAUUGAGCAUUGCGGCUGGGCUUCUCCAAACUCGCCGGAUCUGCCCAACUUGCAAUACAACACCGUCAUAUCGGAGAUUCCGAAUCUAAUAGAGGCGCAGGCACUGCGACUUGCGCCGCCAGAUCCAACGUCUCAGGCCAACCCGCCAAUGCUGGAUCCAGAAGCCGCUGAGCUGCUGCAGAGAUCGCCCAGCAUGAGUCUGCGAGAUUACUUUGGGCAUCUCGCUAGUUUGGGCGUCGUCAUCUUGGACGAGACUGUGGCUGACUUUCUUGGGAGAUACGAAGCAGCUCGCUUCUCGACUAGGCCAGUCUGCGACGGGAGAUUUCGCGAGCUAAUGCACCUCUUUGCGGAAAUAUUACGAUCAAUACAGCCUUUGGACCCCACAGUCUUGGAUCAAAUGUAUGAAGAUGAAGAGGAUGAAGAGGAUGAAGAGGAGGAUAGAAGGAGGGGAGGGAAAAUGAAUGAGGAAGCGGCGACGGAGAGCGAUAUUGAUAACGACGCUCCAGCGGAGACGAUUCCAUCUACUCCAAGAACUGUAUCACGACCCUCUACCGCCAGCACUCAGCGCUCGUUUCAGCGGCAGAUGAAACGACGCACUAUGAAUACGUAUCGCACCGCGCCGAGCACACCCGGUAGCAGAAGGAAUGUGCCCAUGACGCCCCGCAGCGUUGGCAGCAAUGGGGGCUUCUCGCAAAUGCAACGCUAUUAUACCUCGAGCCAGCACUCAUCGGCCGCCAGCUUCCGAUCCAGGUCCUCGAAUGGCUCAGGCUCUGUCAUCCGCCUAGCAGACCACGGGGACCCUAACGACUUACCAUAUGUCCUCACAUUGACUGAAUCAACGGCAACGAGAUACUGA
Molecule: messenger RNA, 1356 nt
Organism: Trichoderma gamsii
Lineage: Eukaryota; Fungi; Ascomycota; Sordariomycetes; Hypocreales; Hypocreaceae
Product: sucrase/ferredoxin domain-containing protein
Exons: 1
Coding region: 1-1356 (451 amino acids)
Source: RefSeq, a predicted model, not a curated record